AGGGAGGAGCUCCGGGGUGAGUUACGUUGUAACGCUGUUGCCACCGUGUUUAUUGUGUUUAUUGUGUUUAUUUUGUUGUUUUAUACAACCGACUGUCGGGUUCUCGCAGCAGGAAUACAAAGUGCACGUCUCAGGAUUUCAUACUAAUAUUUCUACUCACUUUCUCUCCCGAUCACCUGUGAUCCGAAGUCUGCUCUCAUUUUUUGACAAUAUAAAUAAACCCUCCGAAUGUUUGUUAACUUAAAAUCCAGCGGGCAUAAAAGAAGACAUGCUUGUUUUAGAUGGUUUUGCUAACAUUGCUUUAUGAUUAAUUUAUGAUAAACGGAUUAAGAUGAUUACGCGAAGGGGAUUUCUGCGGGAGUUUCCUGCAAACAGAAACCGCCUCCAGUUUCAUGGAAGUCACGGGGAAUCCCGCAUCUUACAUCCGGGUAUGUAUCAUAUAACAUCAACAACCACGUUAUUGAAGCAGUAACUUAUUAAAACUUGCGUUAACCUUUCUGCACGUUACGUUGUAUUUCACGCGACGUCUCGUCCUCCCGAAGUCACGCGAGAAUUCACUGAAAACCAAACUAUACACGAUGCAAAAUGAUUCUCUGUUGUCGCUGUUGUAAGCUGCUGAAGCAGAACAUGCACGUGUGAAAGGUGACCUUCAUGUAGUUCUUGUUUGCGAUAAUUUUAUCCUGCUUUCGGUUUCGUUGCUGCGUUGGCGGAGCUUAUAAAACAGCAGCAGAGUGAGAACGCCUCACAUCGUCAACGAUGCUGCGUGAAGGCACCACGAGGCUCUGCCUGCUGCUGUCACUGAGCGUGGCUCUCUGUGAGGCGGUGCUGGAGGUCCAGGUUCUCCUGGGGGAGGACUGUGUUCUCCGGUGCACCGCUGAGGACAAGCCGGGCGUGGAGUACUUAUCAGUGAGGUGGUACAAGGAGGGACCGCCGCCGGCUUCCCGCCUCCUCGGCGUCCUGACCCGCUACCUCCCCAACGGCACCGUGGUGCGAUACCGCAGCACGCAGCGGGAGGCGGAGCUCCAUGGCGAGUCCCGCGACCUCCGGCUGCCCAACGCCACGUGCGACGACGCCGGCUACUACACGUGCGACCUGGCGGCGCCGGUUGGCGAGCAGAACCGCGAGGGCCGGGUGCUCCUCACGACGACAGGUUGCCCCGCCCACAAUCCGGCAGAGAACCGCCUGACGGACACGUGCCUGGUUGUCUUGGCGACGUUGGGGCUGAUCCUCGCCCUGGUGAUUUUCCUCAUCAGCUACGUCAUUUUAAAGAAUGUCCUCAGAGACAGAAACAGGACGCUGACAAAAGAGACUUUUCUGGACGCGCCGCUCGACCCGCUGAACGAGGAGGACCUGCGGUCCAUUUAUACGCUGGGUCCUAAAGGGUCCUACCGGGUCCUCAAGGGGCCUAGCUUCUUUGUGUGAGAGGGAGAGUGUGAGUGUGAGUGAGAGAGAGUGUGUGUGUGUGUGUGUGUGUGCGUGCGUGUGUGUGUGCGCGUGUGUGUGUGUGUGUGCGUGUGUGUGUGUGCGUGCGUGUGUGUGUGUGUGCGUGCGUGUGCAUGUUUUAAGGUGCUAUGGUUCUCAAACCCGUGAAAUGUGAAACACUGUAUAUAUAUUUUUUUAUGUCAUUGACUGCUGAAUCUCUCUCUUAAAGCUGCAGUGCGAUUGUAAAUAGAGCUGUAAAAUAGAGUUGUUUGUUUGUUGAAAAAGAAAAAACCUGCUUGUGAUUUAUUCCCAAAACAUAAAACUGUUUUCUUUUAAUUGACUGAAUUGUUUUUAAAUGAGUAUAUUUGAAGCUGGUGUCUUCACUUGUAAUUAGUACUAACACUGCAUACUACAUCUCCCAGAAUGCAACCUGACAACUUUUUCACCAGCCACAGUUGGUCUGUGGUGACCUUUGGGAGGUUUGUGGUGACCUUUGGGAGGUUCUUGGUGAUGUGAAACAAUACAACUGCAAUGUUUAAUUUAUUUAAUGAACAGGAAGUAAAACCUUUUUUUCUUCCCUUCCUUCUAAACUUGGU
Molecule: messenger RNA, 2018 nt
Organism: Pungitius pungitius (ninespine stickleback)
Lineage: Eukaryota; Metazoa; Chordata; Actinopteri; Perciformes; Gasterosteidae
Gene: cd83
Product: CD83 molecule
Exons: 5
Coding region: 757-1422 (221 amino acids)
Source: RefSeq, a predicted model, not a curated record